This is a messenger RNA of Nicotiana attenuata, 904 nucleotides long. Its product is annotated as GRF1-interacting factor 3-like. The transcript is spliced from 3 exons. The coding region runs from base 1 to 576 and encodes 191 amino acids. Lineage: Eukaryota; Viridiplantae; Streptophyta; Magnoliopsida; Solanales; Solanaceae. The record is from RefSeq and is a predicted model, not a curated record.
AUGAGAGACUGCAAAAUGCAAAAGAAUCAAACUAAUUUGCGAUCCAUUCCUGCUGCUCCAUUUUUCCUCCCAGUAGCUCUUGCAUCUGUAGGAAAGAAUAAUUCUGCCCUACAUACUGUUGAGUACCAGGCUAAACUUCAGAAGAACUUGAUGUACUUAGCCGCAAUUGCUGAUGCCCAACCACAAUCGCCAGCUAUUCCAACACAAAUGGCUCCUCAUCCUGCAAUGCAACAAGGAGGAUUUUACAUGCAGCACCCUCAGGCUGCAGCCAUGACUCAACAACAGGGUAUGUUUACGGCAAAGAUGCCACUGCAAUUUAACAACCCCCAGCAAAUGCAGGAUCAGCAGCAUCAACAACUGCAGCGACAGCAGCAAGGUAUUCCUCAACAAACGGGCAUGCAACUUGGAGGUCCCAACUCCACUCUUGAUGGUGCAAGUAAUGGUAGCCAGCUUUCAACUUCAGGCGCUGGGGAUGCACGUGGAGGAAACAAGCAUGACAACCCUGAGGCCGAGCCUUCGGGUGCUGAUGGUCAAGCUAGCUCGGUGACUGGUCCAGGUUCGGAGAAACCCAAGUAAUGGACUUGUUAGUAAUGUCUGAUAUGUACUGAUAGUAGGCUUAGAACUAGUGCUGUAUCUUAUGAUUUUCAUGAUGUGCUUGGGUUCUUGUUAGUAAUAGAAAUAGGGGUUUGAUUAUCUUAUCUUAGAACAGUUAGGUAGAUUGUGUUUUCCUGGAGAGCUUUCCUGUUUCUCUUUCGAGUUAACCUCUGUUUUAUUAGAGGAAGAACUUAGAAUAGAUAGCCUCUCUGACAUCAAUUCAACAUGGUUUCUAGUGUUAGUUAUGAAUGAGUUUUAGUCUCCUCAAAAGCUUCAUAAAUUGUGGCUGUUACAGUCUUUUUCAGAAGCA